CUCUCUGAGUCCGGGUCUCCCUAUGAGUCUGAGAAGCUUCCUGUUAUUCCUUGUUGACUUUUGUUGUUCUGGUCAAAAUGCUGUGAGGUGGCUAAAGCCCUGAAACUCACAGCCCGCUGGGGAAAUGAGCUGAGGGCCAUUCUCUGUGGCCCCUGCUUCCACCUAGAGGAGGGCACUGGUAGUGCAGGAAACACCACACCCACCACUAGCUAGUCCUCACGACCACCUGUUAUUAUUAACCCCAUUUUACAGGUCAGACAACUGGGGUUCCCAGAGGUCACACAUCCUUCUCAGUGUCAUAGCGAAGUAGAUCUUCACAGUUGGCACCCCCUGAGAAUGUACUUGUAAUUGCUACAGAGCCAUUCUAUUUCUGAAGAGGACUGACAAGUCCGAAAUCCUCUGCGGUCAACCCUCGGGGGAGAAAGUAUUUUACUCCCCUCUCCUUCUGGUAAAAUUGCCUGCCAAAGAUGUGGAGGGCGUGAGACAAGCCUGUGUGUUAAGUUCCUGCUGUACCACUAAUGGGGAGUGAGAUCUAAGUAUUUUUUUUUCCCCUCAGGGAAAAAAAAAAAAAAGCAAGGUGAAAAAUAUGGAGCAUAGCAAACUACUGAGCUGAAAGGAGACAGAGGGGAAUUUGAAUAUGUGCAUUUUCUAGUUAUUACACAAGAUGCUGUAGAAGAAAAAGCCUGGAUUUAAUAUGUGAAACACAAAUGGAAUUGUUUCUGGGUAAACAAGGAAGAACCAUGCUUGCAUGGCCAAGGCUAAGGGCUGCUGGGGAAGGUGCUGCGCCCAAGGACUGGUGGUGUUUCUGGGGCAGGAGGGCUGGGGAGAGGUAGAGCUUCAGCUGUGAAGUGUAGCUGCUACCAGGUGUCAGUUACGGCCGCUGCAGCAAAGUUCCACGAGCUGAUCUAACGGGUUUGACACAGGAAACAGCCCUGCCCGGUGAACUGGACUCAAAUUCAAGAUUGGCUGCUUCAGCACAGCACCCCUGCAGACAAAGCUGGCAGAGUAGAGACUCCAACUCCCAUCCAUGGCAUCCUACAAAAACCUGGCCUCGAAGAUCUUCUGUUUAUGCUGCAAGGACUGUCAGGAACCCCAGGCCACCGACGACUCCAAGGUUCCCAGUCAAACUCAAGGGCAUCAGCCACCAACCAGCAAUUUGCAGCUCCCGAAGGAUGAGCAGGGCAAAAAUCCCAAGCACGCUAACUCCUCUUCCUGCUUGCCUUUGGGGCAACCCCUGAUCCAUCCAGAAAAGAGAGCUUCCUCCAGCAGCAGUGAGUUCGAGGACGUGGAUACACAUGCUCCCCAAAGAGGUUUUUAUAAGAGGAACCUAAACCGCUACUCCCAGGAGCGCUGGCCAUUCCAGCCAUGCCUCAUCGGCAGACCCUGACCAUUCUAGUGGGCAGCCCCCAAGCUGGCCCCUGAGCUAUGCAGCUGCUGGGCAUAUCCACAAGGAAGAGCCGGUGGGCAGGAGUCAUGAAGACGGAUUCACAAACUCCCCUGGAGGAGGAGGAGACGUCUGAGCCACCCCUGUGCACCUGCAGGAGCGCCUCCAGCUCCUGAAACGGCCAGGGCCACAGAGGAGCUGCUUCCCAUUAAAGUCCUUGGUCCAUCAA
Oryctolagus cuniculus (rabbit) is the source of this 1613-nucleotide messenger RNA. Lineage: Eukaryota; Metazoa; Chordata; Mammalia; Lagomorpha; Leporidae. The record is from RefSeq and is a predicted model, not a curated record.